UCUAUAAUUAUUUAUGAGACAAUUAAAAGUGAAAUCCAACCAGAAUUUAGAAACACCAAAUUUUUAAAAUCAAUUAAAACGGCAAACGAAGAUGUCGAGACAGAAAGUGUUGGUAUUCAAAAUAUUCAAAUGUCAUUUGUGAAAAUAGUGAAACCUUUUAUUGUGAGCAUUCCACCACAAAAUACUCCAAUACAAUUAACAAUUAAUUCCCUUUCUAAAACGGUUCUUUUCAUAUCAAAAGAUAGUCUUACACUCAACGAAGUGAUUUACUCUGCUGGUAUAAGUCAAAAUGGCGUUUUUAAAAUGGUUUUUGGUAUGAAAUGUGAAAGUGGGACUUUUGACACAAAUACACAGACAUGUGGUGAAAGUCAGACAAUAAAAUGUUAUGAUCAAAAUUGUUUGAAUUGUUCUUACGGCGCGACUGAAUGCCUCAGAUGUCCACAAGAUUAUUCAGUUGUCAAUGGAAUGUGUGCGAAAAUUGAAAAUUGUUUGUAUCAAAAAUUCAAUUUGUGUAUCAAAUGCAAAGAAAAUUAUAUUUUCAAAUAUCCAAAUUGUGUUCCAGUGGGCGAUUGUUAUUUAUAUAACAGAGAUGGUACUUGUAAUAUAUGUAACAUCAAACAAAAAUUAAUUUUAAAAGAAGGUGUAUGUCAACAAGUUGAUCCCAAUUCUGAUGCCAAUUCUGUAACAUCCAUCACUUCUUGUAUACAAGGUUUUAGAGUCAGUCAAUAUACAUGUGAAUCAUGUAUUGAUGUGAUUAUGCCUCUAAAAAGUACAUUCUAUUGUAUGUCAAAUGUACUUACAAAAUGCGUGUCAAAUUAUUCAAUUACAUAUACAGACCUUACAACAUGGUCUUGUACAAUCAAUGAAAAAUGUGAUUUUGGUAAUGAUGAAAAUGGACACUGUGCAAAUGUGAUUGAAAAAUUAUCGAGUUCUUUUGAUUGUCUUCGUUGCAUAGACAAUUACUAUUUUGACUCUAAUACAAGGAGUUGUUUGAAGUGUUCUCCGGAAUGUAAGACUUGUUUAUCUACAGCAACAACAUGUCUUUCAUGUUACAACGAGACUUAUCUUUCAGAUGGGACGUGUAAAUCAAAUGACAAUUUGGUUGGUAUUUGUGACAAACUUUCCAUUACUGGGGGAUGUGUAAUUUGUGCAGAUAAAUAUUAUAGGAGUGGCUUUGAGUGUUUUAAAUGUUCCUCAAAAUGUGCGACUUGUCAAGACAAAGAGACUUGUUACACAUGUGCAGAGUCGUUUUACAUGACUAUAAAUGGUGAUUGUCAACCUUUCAGUCAACUUGAAGAACUAUGCGAAGAGAAAGUGACUCAAAAUGGGUGUGCGAAGUGUAAAAAUGGGUAUUACCGAAUAAAUGGAAAUGAGUGUAAAAAGUGUAAUUCAAAUUGUUUUACGUGUUCUAUAGAAAAAGUGUGUACUUCAUGUUAUGCUAAUCAUUUGUUAAAUGAAAACAACAUUUGUAAAAACGUGUCAGAAGUAUCAAAUUGCGUCAGAAUUGAAAACUCAAAAUGUGAAAAAUGUGUGUUUUGGUACACUCCAAGUAAAAAUGGAAUGUAUUGUCAAGAGGCGAUUAUUUGGUGGGUCAUUUUGAUUAUCGUUUUAUUUAUUAUCUUUGUAACAAUAUUCUUAGUUAAUGGUAUUGUGCUUGCGUCAAAAUUUAUUGAGAAAAAAACGAAACAACAAUUAACAACACAAACAACUGUAUUUAAAAUGAGUCACUCUAAUAUUUCCUUUGUUUCUAUUGGACAUGGUCUUGUUGUCAACAAAACUCUAAUUUUAUUUGGUGAUUUGGAACAUUUAAUUAAAGUUGGUGUCGACACCUGCGAGUUGAUAUGUGUUGGAAACUCAU
Molecule: messenger RNA, 1858 nt
Organism: Entamoeba invadens IP1
Lineage: Eukaryota; Evosea; Mastigamoebida; Endamoebidae
Exons: 2
Source: RefSeq, a predicted model, not a curated record